GCAUUUGCUUCACUCUCCCUGGAUAGUCCGAAAUUCGAUCCUUCACUGCCAACUGAAUUGGUUCCACAGGGUUUAGAAAUUCUCGACGAACUUCAACGGUUGAGGUAAGCUAGGACUGAGGAGGCAUCUUGGGGGUGAUUCGGAGAUCAACUUGGUAGAUAAGCACGCGAUUCUCGCUAAUCUCCUAUCUAUCCAACGGGGAAGUGGAAAGUGGGCUCGCUGAAAAACUUCAUUCACCAAAACACCAUAGAGAAUCACGAACCUCUCCUACUGGCCUAUUCUCCUAGAUUAGUCGUCGUUUGAGCACUCUGUAAUUUGCUGACCAAGAUUGGAACGUGAGACAACUAGAGCUGCGGUGGUGACAGGAGGAGACGGAAACGAUGAUGAUGGAGAUGAGUUCCUGCGGCUGUGGUUUGUGAAGGAAAAGUAGAGACGAGUUAGGGAAAAAUGGUUUCUUCAUUCCUUGUGGCCGCCGCAUGCAUUGGAUUGCGGCACUUGGAGAAACACCGACCACCGUUUAGGAUUUAGGUCAAUUUAUUUAGUUAAUAUAAAAUGUUUAAUAGCAGACAGGUGCUAUUUUAUGUUAAAAUACAAUAUUUUUAAUAAAUAAAGAAAAGGAUAAAAGGGUAAUUUUCAAUGUGUAAAUUAGGGCGAUAUAAUAAACUUAGGGCGACAAUUAGCAACUCCCUUAAUGAAGGACCCAUUUUUGGCUCUCGAAAACUCCCAUCUCCUCAAUUUAUUAAGAAGCCCAUGUUUCAUUCCCAGAGGCUCUGUUGCCGGCCAUGGAUAUUGAAACGAGGAAGAUGGCGACUUCUUCCCCUGCAUCCGGCAGUGAAACCGAGAUCCUCGCCAUGAAUCCGGCGAAGAAGCUCAAAAUCAUGCAAGAUCUGAGGGAUUUCGCGGAGGGUUGGAAGCGGAUGAGGGAUGCUCGAUUUACCUUGGGAAUCGCAAGAAGGGCAGCUCGAGCAGUGCGGAAACAGAGGAGGCUUGUUAGGCAUCUACGAGGCGGAGGCAGCGAAGAUGAGAGGAGGAGCCACCGAAAGCACCGACGUUUGGAAGGAGAUUGAGGCGGUGAUUAAUAAGGCGGAGAUGACCUCGCGUCAGUGAGCGAGGUGUUGAUUAACAAUCGAAGGGUUAAGGACUAGGCAGUGGCGGAGUUGCUGGAGAUUCUGAGGGUGAGAGCGGCGACUCGUGGCGACUCUGGCAUCGGCAGGCGUUACGAUGAAGGUGAACAGGCGAUGAUGGUGAUGAGAGUAGAAGAAGCUUCUGGGAGUUUAGGGUUGAUGAAGGUGAAUAGGAUUAGGCGGUGGGGGGAGAGAAGUGAUUAUUGCUUUUAAGAUUUUUUAUUUAAUUUGAUUAAAAUAAAGGAUAAAUUUUUUG
Molecule: messenger RNA, 1380 nt
Organism: Linum trigynum
Lineage: Eukaryota; Viridiplantae; Streptophyta; Magnoliopsida; Malpighiales; Linaceae
Source: the annotation of a GenBank genome assembly